CCAGUACAGUUCACGCAGCAUGGGCCGGCUUUCAGUGUAAACCUGCUUUCAGUGAGUUGAAGUGUUUGUUCAGUUAUUGCUCCGUGUAGUCGCAUAACCGAGAAAACUGAUCCAUCCCACACUACAAUGGACAUUGUGCUGAGAGCAACUGAUGACUAUUUCUUCACACCUUACGUGUACCCGCAGUCAUGGCAGAGAGACGACAUCUGGAGGCAGAUCAUAAGCCUGUCUUUGAUUGUGAACAUUGGCGGAUAUCUGUUAUACAUCAUUCCCACCACGCUCGACUACCUCUUCAUCUUUGACAAGUCUUUAAUGAAGCAUCCUCAGUUCAUGAAGGACCAGGUGAAAUUGGAGAUUUUCUACGCGUCAAAAUCGAUUCCACUGAUGGGAGCAUUAACGACGAUCGUGUUUUUGUUUGAAGUUCGAGGAUACAGCAAACUGUACGAUAACUGGAACGACACUCCUUACGGGGUGUUCGGAAUGGGAUUGAGCAUUUUAUCAUUCAUGUUCUUCAAUGAUAUGAUGAUCUACUGGAUACACAGAUUCUUACAUUAUAGGUGGUUCUAUAAGUACAUCCAUAAGGACCACCACAAGUGGAAGAUUCCAUCACCAUUUGCGAGCCACGCGUUCCAUCCCAUUGAUGGGUUCCUGCAGAGCACACCAUACCACAUCUACCCGUUCCUCUUUCCACUGCAUAAGGCAACCUACCUUGUGCUCUUCAUCUGUGUCAACCUGUGGACCGUCUCGAUACACGACGGCGACUUCCGCGUGCCGAAGGUGCUGCAGUCGGUCGUCAACGGCUCCGCGCAUCACCUCGACCACCACGUCUAUUACAACUACAACUACGGUCAGUACCUGACGCUGUGGGACCGCAUCGGCGGAUCGUUUCGCAACCCGUCGUCGUACGAAGGAAAAGGUCCCAAGGAGGACGUUCAUAGACUUCUCGUCGGCAAGGCAGCGAAGGCGGAAUAGUUCGGCGAGGGAGUGUAUGCCGUGCAGCAUAUUUUUAAGCAUUUCAAAUGUAUUGCGGGAAAAGCUGGGCUUUCUAUAGGGUGAGAUUGAUUGUCGCUGUUGCCAAAUGCUUUGGUUGUUUGUGUUUUAAUAAUGCUGAAGAGAAAUCGACGUUGGUAGCAUAGCAUGAACAAAGUGGUGGCAUAUUUCUCUCCAUAGCAAUGCGUAUAGUUUGUUCAGAUAAUAAAUGGUGAAAUUCUGGUCAGUGUCCAUUUGAGGUAACCUAGAAGUGUGUUACGGAAGAGAUUAGUAAACACCUGUAAUUAUGGGUGUGUCGUGUAAUUAUAGAUGCCCAAUGCCUUUAAUCAGUAUUACUUCCAAUUAAGACACGUUAAGAUUGUUUUAUACAGCAUUGGUUUAUGAAAACUUGGAAGAUUUUAUACCAUGGAAAUGAAAAGCCUCUUAAUAUAAGCAUAAUACGCAGAAUGUUAAGG
Priapulus caudatus is the source of this 1445-nucleotide messenger RNA. RefSeq names its product lathosterol oxidase-like. Gene Ontology annotation, molecular function: iron ion binding; oxidoreductase activity. Bases 127 to 972 code for a protein of 281 amino acids. NCBI's taxonomy places the organism in Eukaryota, Metazoa, Priapulida, Priapulimorpha, Priapulimorphida, Priapulidae. The record is from RefSeq and is a predicted model, not a curated record. The transcript has 6 exons.